This is a messenger RNA of Ectocarpus siliculosus, 1962 nucleotides long. The record is from the annotation of a GenBank genome assembly. NCBI's taxonomy places the organism in Eukaryota, Phaeophyceae, Ectocarpales, Ectocarpaceae.
AUGAGGUCCAGGCCAUUCUGGGGCCAUGGGAUCACUGGCGGCGGCGAUGACCAUGGUGGCGGGGGAAAAGAAGAAGCCGAGGGGACGAAGAGCAGUACAAGAGCAUCUCUGGAGGAGGAGUUGUCUACCACGGAGACUGCUGGCGGGAUCACGAGCAAGGUCAGCUCCAGCACGGCCGCCACUGCCAUGGCACCUCAACACGUCCGCAGCCUCGGCGAGAGCCGUCGGGACAGACCGCCGCCGCCGCCACCAUUUGGGAUUGCACCGCCCCCCGCCCUGACCGCCGCCGCUUCCACGGCUCUCGCCGUGGCGCACCGAGACCGAGCCGCACACGCCGCAUGCCAGCCAGCGCGAGGCCCCCUGGCGACGAGUACGGUGUUUGGGCACUAUCCCGCUUGUGGACACCAUGCAGACGGUGGUGGCAUUGGCUGGGUGGACGUCAGGCACACCAGCGGCAAGGGCACGGGUGCCUCUAGUGCCGCUCGAGACGUCCGUAGGCUCGGCGAGAGCCGCCGGAACAGCCCACCGCCGCCGUCGUUUAGUAUUGCACCGCCAACCGCCCUGACAGCCGCCGCUUCCACGGCUAUUGCCAUGGCAUACCGACACCAAGAAGAACUGGCCGCACACGCCGCACGCCAGGAAGCGCAAGACACCCAGGCGGCAGGCACCAUGAAAAUCUGUGGGGUAGGUUGUGGACACAAUGUCGAGGGUGAUCAUGUUGGCUGGGUGAAUAUCAGAGACGUCAGUGGCCGGGGCAUGGGUGUCUCUACUGCCGCUCGGUACCUCCGCAGCCUCGACGAGAGCCGCCAGAACAGGCGGUCACCGUUGGUUAGUAUUGCACCGCCCACUGCCCUGACGGCCGCCGCUUCCACGGCUCUAGCCGUGGCAUACCGAGACCAACUGGCUGCACACGCCGCACGCCAGGCAGCGCGAGUCCCCCUGGCGGCAAGCACCAUGAACGUGUUUGGGCACUACCCUGGUGGUGGACACCAUGGCGAGGGUGACGACACUAGCUGGGUGGAUAUCAGAGACGCCAACGGCAAGGGCACGGGUGUCUCUAGUGCCGCCAGGCGCUCUUACCCCUCGUGCUCGAUCGUUGCGGCUUCCAUGGCUUUCGCGGCAAACCAGCCUUUCAGAGCUCCUCCGGUGGCUAGCGCCGCGGAGACCGCGCACCACCUCGUCGAGAAGGGCGCGGGUGGCUCUAGUGUCGCCAGGCGCUCUUACCCCUCAUUCUCGAUGGCCGCCGUUCCCGUGACUUUCGCGGCGAACCAGUCUUUCGGAGCUCCUCCGGCGGCUAGCGCCGCGGUGACCGCGUACCACCUCGGCGGUGGACACCUUUCUGGCAAGGGUUCAGGUUCCUCCGGUGCGGUCAGAUUCUCUUCUGCGGCAGGUAGCAGCACCGGCGCAGCAGGUGAAGGGACGGAUGGAAAGCCGGCACACCUGGAAAGAGCGGGGACCCAAGCCCCGAAAAGCGGCACGAGGAAACCGGCGCAGAAGCGGCACCCCUGGGGCGGGAAAGACUGGGCAGGCCACCCUUUAUCCAAAAAGCUCCAGAAACACGUCAAGGAGAACGACAAGGCGUGGAGGAUGCAAGGCGGAAUCAUGAUGGGAGCUGACGGCAGCCAUUUCUUUUGCAGUGUCUGCGGAUAUCCGGGUGAACUCACAUGCUGCGACGAGUGCCCCCGUGUCUUCCACCUGGGGUGUCUGCGCGUCAGGCUGAAUAGCCAGCAAGCCGCCGCCGGCCAAACCACAGAUGAGACGUGGCACUGCCCCGUGUGUACCGAGGGCCGGGGCAACCAAUCUGGUCGUCGGGGUGAGCCUCAAUUGACCUACCAUUUUCUGCGCGGAAGUAUUGGUGCAUUUGUUCUCCUCCUGCUGUCAACACCCCCGGUAACUUUCAGAUCUAGCAGAGUAUGCUGUGCACGUGUAUUGCGGAGCCCCUCCAAGACGUUCCGUCUUUAG